Phaeodactylum tricornutum CCAP 1055/1 is the source of this 813-nucleotide messenger RNA. RefSeq lists its product with no specific name. Gene Ontology annotation, molecular function: diphthine synthase activity. NCBI's taxonomy places the organism in Eukaryota, Bacillariophyta, Bacillariophyceae, Surirellales, Neidiaceae. Gene Ontology annotation, biological process: protein histidyl modification to diphthamide. The annotation marks the transcript as partial. The record is from RefSeq and is a predicted model, not a curated record. The transcript has a single exon.
AUGGUCCUCUACAUGGUUGGCUUGGGCCUUGGCGACGAAGAUGACAUCACAGUCAAAGGGCUCAAAAUUGUGAAGAGCGCAGACUUCGUUUUCCUCGAGGCAUACACCAGCAUCCUUGGCGUUGACAAAAGUCGUUUAGAGGAGCUUUACGGGAAAUCUAUCACAGUCGCAGACCGUAAUAUGGUCGAAACACAAGCAGAGGAGCUAAUUUUAGAACCCUCUGUCAAGAAGAACGUUGCGUUCUUGGUGGUCGGCGACCCGGUCUGUGCGACAACUCACACGGAUCUAUGGCUGCGAGCGAAACAGCGGAAUAUAGAGGUCCGAAUUGUUCACAACGCUUCGAUCAUGGGGGCGGCAGGUGCAUGUGGGCUACAACUAUACAACUUUGGGCAUACCGUGAGCAUCCCAUUUUUCGAAGAAAAGUGGAGGCCGACGUCUUUCUACCCAAAAAUAAAAAUCAAUCGUCAGGGGGGUAUGCAUACUCUCUGUCUGCUGGACAUCAAAGUAAAAGAGCCGGAUUUCCAGGCUAUGAUGAAAGGAAAGACAAAGUAUUUACCUCCGAGCUUCAUGAGCGUAAACACAGCGUCAGAACAACUAUUGGAAGCCGAAGAUUCACACAAGGAACACGCUUACGAUGGUAGCCAAACACUGUGCAUUGGGCUAGCUCGUAUGGGACAAGACAGCCAGUGUAUUCGCGCGGGAACAUUGGAGGAACUUAAAAAUGCUAACAUGGGAGAGCCUUUGCAUUCCCUUAUUAUAUGUGGUGAUUUGCACGACCUGGAAAUGGAGGUUUUGAAGGAAUAUCUUGUAGAA